Melospiza melodia melodia is the source of this 2744-nucleotide messenger RNA. It is a transcript of the gene BCDIN3D, whose product is annotated as BCDIN3 domain containing RNA methyltransferase. Bases 34 to 816 code for a protein of 260 amino acids. Gene Ontology annotation, molecular function: RNA methyltransferase activity; O-methyltransferase activity. The record is from RefSeq and is a predicted model, not a curated record. The transcript has 2 exons. Gene Ontology annotation, biological process: negative regulation of pre-miRNA processing. Lineage: Eukaryota; Metazoa; Chordata; Aves; Passeriformes; Passerellidae. Gene Ontology annotation, cellular component: cytoplasm.
CGGUUCCCGCCGGGCGCGGGGAGCGGUGCCAAGAUGGCGGCGCCCAUCAGCCGGGGCGGCCCCGAGCCCGGCGCGGCUCCGUACGGGAACUUCCCGAACUAUUCCCGCUUCCACCCGCCCGAGGGCCGCAUCAGCCUCCUGCCCCAAGGGCUCCUGCGCAGCCUCUUCCCCGCGGCCACCCGCCCGCUGCUCGGGCUCGAUGUGGGCUGCAACUCCGGGGAGCUCAGCGUGGCUCUGUACCAGCACCUGCUGGGGCUCCAGGACAGCAGUUCCAGCCCGGAGCCACCAGGAGCCGACAAGGAGCUGAAGCUGCUGUGCUGUGACAUCGACCCCGAGCUGAUCCGGAGGGCCCAGCAGAGCAGCCCCUUCCCUGCCUCCAUCUCCUUUGCCAGCCUGGACAUCAUGGACCCGGGGGCCAGGGAGCCCUUCCUGAGCUCCUUCCUGCAGCGCUUCGGCCGCUCCUCCUUCGACAUCGGCUUCUGCAUGUCCGUGACCAUGUGGAUCCACCUGAACCACGGCGACCGGGGCCUGCUGGACUUCCUGGCCCUGCUGGCCUCGCUCUGCACCUUCCUGCUGGUGGAGCCCCAGCCCUGGAGGUGCUACCGGGCGGCCGCGCGCCGGCUGCGCAGGCUGGGCCGCCGCGACUUCGAGCACUUCCGGUCGCUGCGGAUCAACGGGGACAUGGCCGAGAGCGUCACCCGCAUCCUGACCCAGGAGUGCGCCAUGGAGCUCGUCCGCUCCUUCGGCAGCACCUCCUGGGACAGGAGCCUGCUGCUCUUCAGGUCCACGGCUGCCCGUGCCCAGGGCUCUGACUGAGGAGCUGCGGGGCAGAGCUGGGAAAUCCCAAAUUGUCGGUUUCUCGGCUGUUUGGGUGACCUGGAAAGGCCCAGGGGGGCCUUGGACAGCCCGGCGCUUCAAAGGACGAGGAGAGACUUCUGAUCUUUUCUCGGUCUCGGUGUUUAUUAAUUGUUUAUCUAAAAGAUUUUCUUUCAGCCCGACAGAGGUCUGCACAGCAAGUCAGCCAUGGGCACACUGCGAGCCCCCGGGGCGGUCACUUAUCUUUAUACUCGAAGUUACGUAUACAAUAUUUAUCAUUUUUCCCCAAUACCUUCUACCCUUAUUAACCGGUGCACUUCUAGUAAUAACCAAUCCCAAAGUGCCACCAUCACCACAGAAGAUGGAGGCCAAGAAGAAGAAGAAGAAGAACAGGACACGCCCCAAUUCCUCUAUCUUACUUCUUUAGACCCCCCUGUACAGAAAUCCUAAACCCUGUGUUUUACACUCUAAUUAACUUAUCCCUUCACCAUUCACCCCAGUGAAAUCCUCCCAUCCUCAUACAGGUGUCGUCUCCUGUGUAGGAUCAAAGUCCUGCCACCAGACACUUCUGGCAACGUUCCAGGACUCCCGAGCCCCCCAAGGGUGGUCUCGGCUACUCUGCACAUCAGUCCUGAGGUGCUGAGAUCCCACACCAAAUCCCUGCUGAGACUGCACCUUGGCUUCCUGUGGGAAUCUGGGCCAAGGAAUGUCUGGGAGUGAAUUUUUGGGAUGGUUGGUUAAGAAAGCGCCAUUUGAUAAACAGAUCUCCACAACACAUUCCACAUGGAGCAGCCUGGGAGAGUGGAAGGUGUCCCUGGGGAUGGCAUGGGAUGGAUUUUAAGGUCCCUUCCCAUCCAAACCGUUCCAUAUGUUCACAACAGCGGGUGCAGCGGGUGGAGAUAAGAGUUGUUUCUCAUUCUUAUCUUCUCACAGCCUUCCCCAGAGCCGUGCCUGGCAAGGUUGUGCCUCUCUCUGUGGCCACAGAGCUGCUGCCACAUGGGGGAUCCACUCCAGGUGCUCAGGGAGCACCAAUUUUGUGGGGUGGGAGGUUGUUCAAGGAAGUGUUCCUGGAAUCCAAGUUCCUAUAUAUGCUUUCCACUUGUAUCAAGAAUAUUCCCUGGGAUUCCAGUCCCUCAGAGGCAUGCCCUGGAUCCAGGUGUGGCCUCACCUGGCCCAGCCAAGGUGAAUUAUUGAUCCCACCUGAAACCCACCCUGCCAGACAGUGCUGCUGUUCCUGGAAUGCCAGGGAACAGGCCCUAGGGAAUGUAGAAUGUCCUGACUGGAGCAGCCUCACAAGGAUCCUCCAGUCCAGCUCCUGGCCCUGCACAGGACAUCGCAAAAAAAAUCCUAAAAUCCCGAUGCCCAAGUUAUCCAGACAUUGCCAGACCUCCAGAAUCAUGGAAUAUCCAGAGCUGAAGGGGACCUGUGAGGAUCUCAGAGUCAUGGAACAUCCAGAGUUGGAAGGGACCCACCUGGAUCAUCAACUCCAACUCCUGGCCCCGCACAGGACAUCCCAGAAUCCCACCCAGUGCCUGAGAGUGUUGUCCAAGCACUCCCUGACCUCCAGAAUUAUGGAAUAAUCAGAGUUGGAAGAGACCCACAAGGAUCACAGAGUCAUGGAGUACCCUGAGUUGGAAGGGACCAACCCAAAACUCCCCCUGAUCCCAAAAUCCCAGCACUCUGAGCUCUGCUUUCCUGGGGCUGUCAUCAUUCCCUGGGGACCUGUUCCCCUCUGGACGAGGAACAUUUCCCAAAAUGCACCCAAAGCUCCCCCAGGGCUGGGCUGAGGCACCUGCAGGACAAUCCCCAAUCCCCUCCCUGGCCCCAGCAGCCCUGGCUGAACUCUCCAGGACAGGGGUUCAUCCCUAACAGUGAGUGCUCUUGGGAAUGAUAUCCUGGAAUAAAAAUCACUGAAUUUUAUCCCAAAA